AUGUCAGCGACAGUAGUUAGAGCAGCUACUUCUUUAGCGAAAAGACCUCGUUUACAAAGGGCAGCAAUGACUUUGACUCCAGCGGCAGUAAAUAAGCUCCGUGAAAUUGUUGAAGGGCCUGAACCGAAAUUGGUCCGUGUAGCUGUAAAGAACAAGGGCUGUGCUGGAUUAUCAUAUGUCUUGGAAUAUGCUAAAGAAAAGGGGAAGUUUGACGAAGUGAUCAAACAAGACGGUAAAUUCUUCACUUAUAUGUUGUGA
Molecule: messenger RNA, 258 nt
Organism: Dentiscutata heterogama
Lineage: Eukaryota; Fungi; Glomeromycota; Glomeromycetes; Diversisporales; Gigasporaceae
Source: the annotation of a GenBank genome assembly